Messenger RNA from Vitis riparia (riverbank grape), 3125 nucleotides. RefSeq names its product pentatricopeptide repeat-containing protein At3g49170, chloroplastic-like. The coding region runs from base 31 to 2607 and encodes 858 amino acids. Lineage: Eukaryota; Viridiplantae; Streptophyta; Magnoliopsida; Vitales; Vitaceae. Gene Ontology annotation, molecular function: protein binding; RNA binding; zinc ion binding. The transcript has a single exon. Gene Ontology annotation, biological process: RNA modification. The record is from RefSeq and is a predicted model, not a curated record.
UUCUCUCAAACUAGCCGUUAGGGGAAGACCAUGAUAACUCUCUCUCUUCCCUCUCCCGCCCAACCCCUCCUCCCACCUUCUUCCAAAACCCUAAACCCUUCCCGCCAAAACAUUAUCCCCUCCUCCCUCUCCCUCAAAAACCCCAACUUCGAGCCCCUCAAGAACCGUCUGAUCCGCCAACUCGACGUGGGCCGCCUCCACCAUGCAUUCUCCACCCUUGAUCUCAUGACCCAGCAAAACGCCCCACCAGAUCUCACCACCUACUCCAUCCUCCUCAAGUCCUGCAUCCGAUUCCGCAACUUCCAACUCGGGAAACUCGUCCACCGGAAGCUAAUGCAGUCUGGACUCGAGCUCGACUCGGUUGUGUUGAACACUCUGAUCAGCUUGUACUCAAAAUGUGGCGACACCGAAACCGCUAGGUUGAUUUUUGAGGGAAUGGGAAAUAAGAGAGACUUGGUUUCAUGGAGUGCGAUGGUCUCAUGUUUUGCGAAUAACAGUAUGGAGUUGCAAGCAAUUUGGACAUUUCUUGAUAUGCUUGAAUUGGGGUUUUACCCGAAUGAGUAUUGCUUUGCGGCCGUGAUUCGGGCUUGUUCAAACGCCAAUUACGCCUGGGUUGGGGAGAUAAUUUAUGGGUUUGUGGUGAAAACCGGGUACCUUGAGGCUGAUGUCUGUGUUGGGUGCGAAUUGAUUGAUAUGUUUGUGAAGGGUAGUGGUGAUUUGGGCUUAGCUUAUAAGGUGUUUGACAAAAUGCCUGAGAGAAAUUUGGUUACUUGGACUUUAAUGAUAACUAGAUUUGCGCAAUUAGGUUGUGCAAGAGAUGCAAUUGAUUUGUUUUUAGAUAUGGAAUUGAGUGGUUAUGUACCGGACCGUUUUACAUAUAGUAGUGUCCUUUCUGCUUGUACAGAAUUAGGAUUGUUAGCACUAGGAAAGCAAUUGCAUUCACGAGUAAUACGUUUAGGAUUGGCAUUGGAUGUUUGUGUUGGUUGUAGCUUGGUGGACAUGUAUGCAAAGUGUGCAGCAGAUGGGUCAGUGGAUGAUUCGAGGAAGGUAUUUGAGCGGAUGCCUGAGCAUAAUGUUAUGUCUUGGACUGCAAUUAUCACAGCGUAUGUGCAAAGUGGAGAGUGUGAUAAGGAAGCUAUUGAACUUUUCUGCAAGAUGAUAUCCGGUCAUAUACGGCCUAAUCAUUUCUCAUUUUCAAGUGUUCUCAAGGCAUGUGGAAACCUUUCUGAUCCAUAUACAGGUGAGCAGGUGUACAGCUGUGCAGUGAAACUGGGCAUAGCAUCAGUGAAUUGUGUGGGGAAUUCUCUUAUUAGCAUGUAUGCUAGGAGUGGAAGAAUGGAAGAUGCCCGAAAAGCUUUUGAUAUUCUCUUUGAGAAGAAUUUGGUUUCUUACAAUGCAAUUGUUGAUGGGUAUGCCAAGAACUUGAAGUCUGAAGAAGCUUUUCUACUCUUUAAUGAGAUCGCAGAUACUGGUAUUGGUAUCAGUGCUUUUACAUUUGCUAGCUUGUUGAGUGGGGCUGCAAGUAUAGGUGCAAUGAGCAAAGGUGAGCAGAUUCAUGGUCGGUUAUUGAAGGGAGGCUACAAGUCAAACCAAUGCAUUUGUAAUGCUUUGAUCUCUAUGUAUUCUAGGUGUGGUAACAUUGAAGCUGCUUUUCAAGUUUUUAAUGACAUGGAAGAUCGGAAUGUGAUAUCUUGGACUUCAAUGAUCACGGGUUUUGCAAAACAUGGAUUUGCAACCAGAGCUUUGGAAAUGUUCCAUCAAAUGCUUGAGACAGGGACAAAGCCGAAUGAGAUCACCUAUGUUGCUGUAUUAUCAGCUUGUAGCCAUGUUGGUAUGAUCUCUGAGGGACAGAAACACUUCAAUUCAAUGUACAAAGAACAUGGAAUUGUCCCAAGAAUGGAGCAUUAUGCAUGUAUGGUUGAUUUACUAGGCCGGUCUGGACUUCUUGUAGAAGCCAUGGAGUUCAUUAACUCAAUGCCCCUCAUGGCUGAUGCUCUGGUUUGGCGAACACUGCUUGGAGCCUGCCGUGUUCAUGGUAAUACAGAGCUUGGAAGACAUGCUGCAGAGAUGAUUCUUGAGCAGGAACCAGAUGACCCAGCAGCAUAUAUCUUACUGUCAAACUUGCAUGCUUCAGCAGGUCAGUGGAAAGACGUAGUGAAGAUCAGAAAAAAUAUGAAAGAGCGUAAUUUGAUCAAAGAAGCUGGCUGUAGUUGGAUUGAGGUAGAAAAUAGGGUGCACAGGUUCCAUGUAGGGGAGACUUCCCACCCUCAAGCCUGGCAGAUUUAUCAAGAACUGGACCAACUGGCUUCCAAAAUAAAGGAGAUGGGUUACAUCCCUGACACAGACUUUGUUCUUCACGACAUAGAAGAAGAACAAAAGGAGCAAUUCCUUUUCCAACACAGUGAGAAAAUAGCAGUGGCAUUUGGGCUUAUAAGCACAAGCCAGUCGAAACCCAUCAGGAUAUUUAAGAAUCUUCGCGUCUGUGGCGAUUGCCAUACUGCAAUAAAGUACAUUUCAAUGGCAACAGGGAGAGAAAUAGUAGUAAGGGACUCUAACCGGUUUCAUCAUAUAAAGAAUGGGGUGUGCUCUUGUAACGAUUACUGGUGAUAACCUACAUGGAAAUGAUAAUCUACAUGGAACCGAGUACAGACGAUGAAAUCUACCGAACACAAGCUCUAUGUUCAAGGCAGGGCCAUUGCCUAAACGCCAGUCUCACGAACUUGUUGGCACUGGGAAUGAUUGAGUUGAACAUUGACGAAUCUGAAGAGGUUGCUUGGGGUACGGUAGAUUCAAUAUGAAGGAAUCUUCUUUCACAAACUCAGAAGCAAUGCAUGGAUUGAUUUCUUUCAAGCUUAAAGCUCAAAAGGGUUCUCUCAGAUUCUAUGAAAAGUCCCUUCAAAAAGGAGCCUCUCUGGUUGGAUUUAGGCAAACUUGCUUUCAGCCCAGAGCCUAAGACAUUUUUUAUUGUUUUGAUAUCAUAUAAACAGAAUAAAAGUGCUUACAUAUGAAUGUAAGUGAUCUGUAUAGUUGAUAUCUGCUGCAUCCUUGUAAAAGUAGGAUGUUUGCCUUCAUCUGCAAAACCCUAUUAUGUAUAAUAAAUUGAACCAUUGUGGUUGAUUUGGGAA